AUGCCUGACACAAUAGUCGAUGAGCUGGCUCAGGAAGUAGCUGAUGAUGAAGUAAUUAGUGAAUUAGCUGAUGAAAUAACUAUGGACUAUCUGAUGGAAUAUCCGAUGAAUUGGUUCAAGAAGCAGCUAAUGAGCUCGCGGAGAGAAACAAUAGAUACCAUAGCCGAAGUAUUGGAUUGCGAAAUUGUAGAAGAAAAUACACAUCCUUUAAGACGCCAGAGUAGUAAUAGGUCUAAGAGGGCAAGAGUUGUUUAG
Molecule: messenger RNA, 255 nt
Organism: Paraglomus occultum
Lineage: Eukaryota; Fungi; Glomeromycota; Glomeromycetes; Paraglomerales; Paraglomeraceae
Source: the annotation of a GenBank genome assembly